This is a messenger RNA of Mizuhopecten yessoensis (Yesso scallop), 1244 nucleotides long. Its product is annotated as kynureninase-like. The transcript is spliced from 10 exons. Gene Ontology annotation, molecular function: kynureninase activity; pyridoxal phosphate binding. The record is from RefSeq and is a predicted model, not a curated record. Gene Ontology annotation, cellular component: cytoplasm. Gene Ontology annotation, biological process: NAD+ biosynthetic process. Bases 93 to 1133 code for a protein of 346 amino acids. Lineage: Eukaryota; Metazoa; Mollusca; Bivalvia; Pectinida; Pectinidae.
GUGAUUCUCUUUGUGACAGAGGAGCACAUGGAUACACAGAUCAUGCAACAGGUCUUCCAUGGGCAACAUGUGACGAGGAUCUGGAGUCAGACAUGGCUACACUCGUUGGAGGCAUUCCGGGAGAGGUAGCCAUCAUGAACGGGCUGUCAGUGAAUCUUCAUUUAUUGCUGACAUCUUUCUACCGACCAACUCCUCAUCGUCACAAGAUAAUUUGUGAGAGUCAGGCUUUUCCAUCUGAUAAUUAUGCAUAUCAGAGCCAGAUAUCUUUACACGGCUAUGAUCCAAUCACGAGUUUAAUAUGCGUGGAACCUCGAAAGGGUGAGAUGAACUUGAGAACGGAUGACAUCCUCGCAAUGAUAGAGAAGGAGGGGGAAUCAGUAGCGGUGAUCUGUUUUGGAGGCGCACAGUUCCUUACCGGUCAAGUCCUGGACAUGCAGGCUAUAACUGAAGCUGGGCAUAAUAAAGGGUGUUAUGUUGGGUUCGAUAUUGCCCAUGCUGUCGGUAAUGUACCCCUCUAUCUACAUGACUGGAAAGUUGACUUUGCUUGCUGGUGUACUUACAAGUACAUAAACGCGAGCGCUGGGUGUCUAGGGUGCAUAUUUCUACACAGGACGCACGAACAAAACGAUUUCCCUAAACUUCUGGGCUGGUGGGGACAGAAAAUUGAGAGCAGAUUCAUAAUGGAUAACAAUAUGAAUCUAACCCCUGGGGCUCGAGGCUACAGAGUCACAAAUCCACCCCCUUUAUUAUGUGCGUCUCUCAGAGCCAGUCUUCAAAUUUUCAACAAGACGACUAUGGGGGAGAUUCGCACUAAAUCAAAACUGAUGAUUGCUUACAUGGAGUACCUUAUCCUUCUGAGAAAUAAAUGCAGCACUAACAAACCUCUCACGUCAGUUAUCAACAUCAUCACACCGUCUGAUCCGGAACAACGCGGAAACCAAAUGUCUAUUACGUUCCCAAAUCAGGAUGUCGCUGCUAUUUUUAAAGAGCUUGAAAAGAGGGGUGUAGUGUGUACCAUCAGAAAAUCUUCCGUGAUACGUUUUGCCAUUGCUCCCCUGUUCAAUUCCUUUGGAGACGUCCAUCGAUUAAUGACGUGUUUGGACCAAGCAUUGAUGGCUGUCAACGCCAAGUAAUCGACCAAAAUACCGAAGGAAGAAAAUUUCAUGAUUAUGAAUUAACAGCAGUCUUAUUGAUUAUCUUUUGAAAUGAAAAUGUAUUUAAAUACAUAAAUGGAUUUUUAAUAC